AUAUUGGGCCAGAGCUGCCCCUCUCAGUUGCAGAUUUUGGACUCUGAGCAAGAACUUACAUUUUACAGUUCUUUCUUCCUCUCCUUAUCCUACUUCCAAAGGCAAGAGAAAGGCAAUACACCCCUUUCUGGCAUUUGGACUUCCCAGAAGGCUUGUGGACACAAUGACAAAGUACACACUGAUUGACGAGCAAGACAUUCCACUUGUGGAGAGUUACUCUUUUGAGGCUCGAAUGGAGGUCGAUGCAGAUGGAAAUGGUGCUAGAAUAUUUGCCUUUGCGUUCGACAAAAACCGAGGAAGAGGGUUCGGACGCCUGCUGCAUGAGUUACUGUGGGAGAGGCAUCGUGGCGGCAUCGCCCCUGGCUUUCAAGUCGUGCAUUUGAAUGCAGUGACAGUGGACAAUCGUUUAGACAACCUGCGAUUGGUUCCAUGGGGAUGGAGGCCCAAAGCCGAAGAAAUCUCUAGUAAACAAAGGGAACAAAGCUUAUACUGGCUGGCGAUCCAGCAGCUUCCCACAGACCCCAUAGAGGAACAGUUUCCGGUGCUGAAUGUGACGCGCUAUUAUAACGCUAAUGGGGAUGUUGUGGAAGAAGAGGAGAGUUCGUGCACAUACUAUGAAUGUCACUACCCUCCCUGCACAGUGAUUGAGAAACAGUUACGUGAAUUUAACAUCUGUGGCCGUUGCCAGGUCGCACGGUACUGCGGCUCGCAGUGCCAGCAGAAAGACUGGCCGGCCCACAAGAAGCACUGUCGGGAGAAGAAGCGAGUCUUCCAGCAAGAGCUUGGACCAGAACGAUGACCAGCUGGCUGAGGCCUUAGCCCCACAGGGCACCUUCCCAGAAGGUUAAGGAGGAGGUGCCCACUUUGCACGGACUGCUCACUUGAAGCCAGAGGCACUGACAAAAAGGAGAGAGAGAGAGGAGAGAUUUUUUUAUAUAUAUAAAAAGACAAACCAAUCCCUGUGAUGCUUGAGGAAAGGGACUGACUCUUCCCUUCCAGUGUUAAAAAAAGAAAACGUCUGAAGCAAAAAAAAAAAAAAAGACUACUGGGGAAGCUCUCCUGCUUGGAAGCUUUCUGUUAUUUAUAUGUUAAUAUGUUUGUAAAGUUGUGUACAGAGGUUUUUUUUUGUUUUUUUGUUAGAAGUUCUCUUGCAUAGGACUCAUUUACUGUAAUGUUCAAGUGAGAACACAUUGUUGGUUGAAAUAACUGUCCAGUAGCAAAAAGAGAAACAAAAAAAAAGCUUUUCCUCCCCCUGUGGCUAGGAGAAGGCCUGGGGAGCUAGCUCAAAACAUCAGCAGUUAAAUCAGAACAACUCUGCAUGGAAAGUUGUGUUUUCAAGUAAAGGAUUGGAAUGGA
This is a messenger RNA of Lacerta agilis (Sand lizard), 1356 nucleotides long. RefSeq names its product zinc finger MYND-type containing 19 (gene ZMYND19). Lineage: Eukaryota; Metazoa; Chordata; Lepidosauria; Squamata; Lacertidae. Bases 164 to 799 code for a protein of 211 amino acids. The record is from RefSeq and is a predicted model, not a curated record. The transcript is spliced from 6 exons.